This is a messenger RNA of Pelobates cultripes (western spadefoot toad), 18150 nucleotides long. NCBI's taxonomy places the organism in Eukaryota, Metazoa, Chordata, Amphibia, Anura, Pelobatidae. The record is from the annotation of a GenBank genome assembly.
AUGGAGGCUGAUAUCAAAGCACUGCUGGUUAUUAUCCCUGUAGAGGGCAUGACCUGUAAUUCCUGCGUCCAAACAAUUCAGCAAAAGAUUGGGAGUCUCAAUGGAGUUCAUAGUAUUCAAGUGAGUAAUAUGUGCUCUGUGACCUAACUUAUAAAUAGUUUUGUUGUACGUUCUCAUUCACUUUAGCUUUUGGUUCAAACACAAUUAAAUUAUACCUAGUGUGCCUCACAAAAUUAAAUACAUUUGAGAUAUAUAUUUAAUCUAUAAAUUAAUCACUCUCCCACUGCCCCCAAUGAUCAGUUUUUUCAAACUGUGUACUGUAUUAUGACUGAUGUUACCCAUGUAUGUUAUUAUAUCUGCAUAGCUUCUAAUCUUUAUCUCUUAAAUUACCUUUUAGUUUUUAAGAUCAGCAUUUCUUUGUUCUUGAGAUGGCAGCUGGGCAUACAUAUUCGGGGAUGCCCAAGAUUAGUGUGAGUUAAGUGCUUUGGCAACAAUUGCAACUACCAGCUGCUUCUAUUUUAAUUCAGCCCUUCCAAAUACCUGCACUACUGUUGCAGUGCUAAGGAGACCGAAAUUGCAUGAUUCUGUCUCCCCAGCUCCUUCACCGGCAUAUUUACAUCUGGAAUGCAAAGUUGUAUUCCUAAUACUAUAGUCCUGAAGUGGCUAUUUAAUUCCCUGGCCCCAUCUCUGAUCAAAGUAAACUGGUGAUUUUACUCAUCUUUUCUCCCAAGCCGCACCAGUGUCAUUGUGGUUGGCCCCACCAAAAUGCUGUGCUACUCCCAUCCGCAUUUUUUUUUUUUUUUUUUUACUGUCUAUCAUUGAAACAAUGUUCCUGUUGAAUCAAUGUAUCUCUAUGGGGAAAGUUCAGCGUCUCUAUGCAGAACAUGGAAACGCUGAUUGCCAGAACUGCACACCUUGCAGCACUGACCCAGGAACCACCUCUGGUGGCCGUCUGAGUGACAGCCACAAGAGGUCUUACUAGGCAGUGAUGUAAACAAUGCCUUUUCUCAGAAAGCUUACAGUGCUAACAGUGCUCUUAUAUGCUAUAUAUACCAGUACCAAUACAUUAAGCUGUAGUGGUUCUGGCGACUUUAGUGUCCUUUCAAAGUAGGUGCAAAUAAACAAAUGUAAUAUAAAGAAAAACAAAUUAUCCUCUUUGCAUUUCACUUUUUUAAUGAUUGUCAAAGAACCAGGUUGUGGUUAACAUUGUACAGCCAAUUCUGAUCUUCCACAAUCUCCUGCCAAACAGUGGUUUAUGAGAUAUGUAGUGGUUUAAGUCAGGAAAAGUAAAAAAACAAAAAAACAAAACACAUCCCUCAUAUUCUAAGUUUAUUGAAUAGCCUUAUUUCAUGAAGAUACCUAUAGAGCGCAUGUAAGUAUAUUUGUGUUCCUCUACUGUUGCCUGUCUUCUAUUAGUCUCUUUGCUUGUUAACAUGUUUGCAUAUAGUGCUGACACUGAUGUGCUUCACCUAUUCCCUGUUCAUUAAUCUCUUAAGGCACGUUGUCUGUGUGCAACAGAAAUAGCACCCAACCCAUUAUUGACACACAAGGAAGCAUUCUAUUUAAGUCAACCUUAUAAUUAUAAGAUGUGUCCAUAAGAGAAUGCUUACUUCAAUUACUGUAAAACUGAAAGGUGGAUGUGUAAUUUUUACAGAUUGCAUACACCCAACGCAUUAUGAAAGAUGCAAGCGAUAUUAAUCCUUGCUGACACGGUUUGUUUCAGAUAAUUAUGAUAGCACUUCAAAAAAACCAUACAAUGAAGGGAUCUGUAGUGUAAAUGUUUCUGGCAACAAUUUUUUGUGCUUUAUAAUAUCUUUGUCAAAGUGAUAUCUGAAGGAAGAUUGUAUUUAAUGCAUGUGGACAUAGCAAAGCUACAAUUCUUACUAAAGCUUAACACAAUGCUAGUGUUAUUAAAAGCACAAUCUAAAAUAAUUUUGGUAAAAAAAUGCAUUUUCAAUAAUUGACUAGAAUUCAGAACAGAGUAGAAACACAACACUGAGUAAAUAUAAUUAGGUGUUAAAAAAAAAAAAAAAAAAAUUUUUUAUGAAAAUGAAUGUUUUAUGAAAAUAAAUGCAUUUAAAACCUUCUAAGUAAAACUAAGCAUGUAAAGGAACACUAUAGCAUUAGGAAUACAAACAUGUAUUCUUAAUGCUAUAAUGUCAUGAGACCUAUCCGGGUAUUCAUCCCGCUCCUGUUACGAGUAUGAGAGUUUCAAAGGUGAGUUUUAUUUACCUUUCAGCUUUCGUCACAUUGUACUCAGUGCUGCUGCUCUUUGGCUGAGAUCAUCAAGAAGCAUUGGAAGGCUACUGUGCAUGAGUGGCAACAUACGGCCCCCCCCUCUCUCGAACUAUAAUGGUUUAAUGUGAAAACAAAAUAGUUUACAUUAUAUAAAUGGCAAUGCUACUAAUCUGUUUCUAUUCCACUUAAUCUUAUUUAAUAUCUUAAAAAUGGCUGCACUCUUAGGACUUGCAAAAGAGUAAUUAGAAAACGACACUCAUCCGUUGAAGCGUUGAACCCCUGUGAUCGACGUGUACUGAAAACUGGUAUCUACAGCAAAAGAGAAAUCAAGUGCACCCGAUGAUUUGUGCAUACCCAAGCAGUAUUGUAGACAUUGCAACAAUUAUCCCUAUGUUUAAGAAUGUGUAGCUAGUGAAAAUAUUCACAAACAAUGAUAAUACCCACAAUCGAUCUCAACCUAGACCCCAUGCAUACAAAACCCAUUCACACCUCCUGCUUCUAGCAGCUGGUGAUGCCUUUCUCAAUCCAGGGUCCUUCACCUUCUCUACACACACUAAAAAAAACAACCACAAACCUCAUCACAAUACCCUGCCCUUACUUACCAACAUUCAGUGUGCACUCUGGAACGCCCGCUCCAUCUGCAGUAAUUUAAAAUCAACAGCCAUACACUACUUUUUCAUCUCAAACUCACACUACUUGCACUAACAGACAUGGCUGUCCCCCUCUGAUAGCGCUACUCCUGCCUGUUUAUGUUUUGGUGGGCUACUAUUCACUCAUACUCCCAGACUCAACUGCAAAGGAGGUGGUGCCCUAUUCUUUUCUUCUAUUGAAGUUCACACUGACUGCCUAUUUAAACCCACUCCUUUAAGAAUUGCUAUCAUCUACCGCCGCCCUGGUCAUCCUAGACUAUUCAUUGAGCACUUUUCUGUCUGGCUUCCUUACUUCCGCUCAUCUAGCACUCUAUCCCUUAUACUUGGGGAUUUCAAUAUCCCAAUCAACAACCCCAGUUGCACUGAUGCCUCUUGUCUGCUCUCAGUAACCUCCUCCUUUGGCCUUAUGCAAUGGUCCAAUUUAGCUACCCAUACAGCGGGAAACACUCUCUUGAUCUUGCCUUCACUAAUCUCUGUACCGCCUCCAAUCUCUCCAUUAUUCCUUUUCCUAUCUGACCACCAUCUUCUGACUUUUGACAUCAGCAUGCCUAAGACACAACUGACACCACUGUCUGAACAUCAAUCUCACAGAAACCUCCAAUAUCUUGACCUAGAGCAUUUCUCCACUAAUCUCCAAACUCUUCUUUUACCUAUCUCAAACCUCACAUGUCCUAGCUCUGCAACCUCCUUCUACAAUUCCACCCUCUCCUCUCAACUAGACAUCAUGGCACCUUCUACAUUUAAACGCAGCAAGCGCCCCCAACAACAACCUUGGCACGCCAAGAUGACUCGAUACCUCCAAAAAUGCUCCAGAACUGCUGAAAGCUGUUGUAGAAAGUCUCACUGUGCAUCUGACUUUCUCAACUAUAAAGUUAUGCUGUGCUCAUACAGGUUGGCUCGUUCCUCUGCAAAAGUAAAUUACUUCAAUACCCUCGUAACCACACUCUCCCGCGAACCCAAACUACGAUUUCACACAUUAAACUCUAUUCUUUGCCCCAUUGUUCCUCCUCCACCUACUAACUUGACCGCCUCAGACUUUGCAACUCACUGACAAGAUCUCUACAAUCAGGGAAGCGAUCUUUCAUCUUUCUUCUUCCCCUUACAAUACUUCCCCUAACCUCACUCCCUCUGCUGUUCUAUAUUCAUUCGCACCUGCUGCAGCGGUAGUGGUUUCUGUUCUGCUCCAGUCCUCUCACCCCACCACCUUUCCUCGCAUCUCAUCUGUACUCUGUCUUCUUCUCUUUCUCUACCUCUCACUAAAAUUAGGGAUUAUUCUAGCCCUAGUGACUGAAUAAUCUAAAUUUUAUUAAUGACAGGAGGCAAAUAUUUGCUUUAUAUUUCUUUACUGAACCUCCCAGCAGCAAAGAAAUAGUUAACAAUAAUGUAAAAAUAAUUCAACCAAACAGAAUUAUUAUUUGAUGUCAUCAAACUCCUCCCAUAUCCUCUUUCAUGCUGUAGCCAACAAUAUCAGAGUAUCAACCAUGUAAACCGUAACUAUGAACUGUGGACCAAUUCGAGGUCCUGAUGUAGUCAACCAUGUAAACUUUCAACAGGAUUGAUGAAUCCAUAUAUCACAAGUGUUGGGAUUUUUCACAUUAAAGGGAAGUAGAGAAAAAAACCAUAAGAGUAUAGGUUCUCAUUUCAAUAGAUUUCAUGUAAAAUGAUGAGUAUAUCAAACUCUUGGUUAAAGUGUUGUGGUGUAAACCUAUGACAGAUGAUGUAUGAAUGUGUUUGAAACAGAUCGACUAGAAAAAAUAUGUAGUAACUUACCUUAGGGCAGGUAUAAAUGAUAAUGAAAACAAAGAAGGGAAGGAAAAUAUUCGCCUCCUGUCGUUAAUAAAAUUUAGAUUAUUCCGUCACUAGGGCUAGAAUAAUCCCUAAUUUUAUGGCAAGACAGGAGGCUUCAUAUUUGCUGUUUUAAUGCUCCUAUAUGAUAGCAGAUGCAGCAUGUGGCAUAGGUUUGAAAUAGAAUGUACGAAAGGUAGACUCCCUGGACCAAUCCGCAGACGACAAAAUGUCUGAGAGGGAUCUACCCGCACGAAAGGUUGAGGAUGCGGCUGCUCCUCUGACUGAAUGCGCUCCAAAAGAGGAGUCAAUACCUGCAUGGGCUAGUAUCCAUCUGAUCCACCGCACAACGGUGGGAGCAGACACCGGUUUGUGUGGUUUGACAUAGGACAUGAGAAGGGGUCCUGUAGAGGGAUGUUGAGUGGUUGUGGCAUCUAUAUAGUGCCUUGCACAGAGCGCCAUGCAGAGUGACUGUCUAUUCGGAAAGUAAGGGUAGAAUACAGAGGAAGAAUUAGUCUUUGUUCGUCUGGUGAUGUGAAAUUUAACGCCUUCAGACGAGAAAACUACAGCGUGGAAAUCAAAUGCUCGAAUGUCGGAGACCCUACGGAAGUAUACCAGACACAGGAGUAAGGCCACUUUGUCAGAGAGUUGACGUAACGUCAAAUUCUCAUUAGAGGGCCAGGAUUCUAAAAGGGGAAAAAACCUGAGUGACAUCCCAGAAAUUGGAAUAUUUAGGAAGAGGGGUUCUGGCUAGCCUGAUCCCUCGUAAAAGUCUACAAACUGAAGGGUGUUUUCCUAUUGAUGCAUUGUCAGUAGGGUUGUGGGCCGCAGAAAUAGCUGAUCUGAAAAUAUUUAAUUGAUCUAAAGGACUUGCCUUGAUCAAAGAGGGUAGACAGAAAAUUUUAGAAUGAUCGUCAGAGGUGCUGAAAAGGGAUCGGUAUCCCUUUCCAAACACCAGCUGACCCAUGUCCGCCAUGCAGCGAGGUAAGCUAGUCUAGUGCCUGGGGCCCAGGAGUCCCAUAGGAGAGCCUGAGCUGUCUCCGAAAGUCCCGAAACAUUCCAGGAUCCCCUGAAAAAGUCCAAGCUACAAGCUGGAGCCGCCCUUGAAGGGCGAGUGGGUGACAGUGUCCUGCUGGAUUCCUGAGGAUGUCGGGGGAAUCGAGGUAGUAGAAUUGGACAAUUCACAGACAGUUCUAGCAGGGUUGGAAACCAAGUCUGGGCUCUCCAUAGCGGAGUGACCAUAACUAUCGUCCCUACUAUGGCUUUGACCCGGUAAAGGGCUGAAAGGAGGAGAAAGGAGAACGCAUAAGCUCUUGUCUCCGGCCAAGGAUGUAGAAAGGCAUCGACUGCCCAGGACUGGGUAUCUGGGAGCCAGCUGAUUAAAGGCCUCCGUCUGGCGAUUCAGCCAAGACACAAACAGGUCCAGUGUGAGGGGCCCGCAAAGACAAUGAAUUUGAUAGAAUAAGCAGGGAUCCAAUUGCCAGUGGCGAGAGAACCAAUCUGCGACUAGGAUGUCCGUGCCUGGAAGAUAUUCCGCUCUGAUGGAUAAAUUCCGCUCUAGGCAGAAUUGGUAGAGUUCCUUGGUAAGGUCGGACAGUAUUUGGAUCGGGAACCUCCUAACCGAUUCACAUAUUGCACUGCAAAGACGCUGUGCAUGCGCAGUACUAGUGAAAAAUUUAAACAAUCUUUUGCGAAACUGAGACUCGCAAAAGAUCCUGCAAUCAAUUGUAGGCAAUUGAUGUGCAGUGCUUGUUCGGAGGGGGACCAUAGUCCCCCGGUGGACCUUUUGGCGCACGUGGCGCCCCACCCCAAGAGACUGGCAUGUGAUACGAAAAUGGCUUUGCCAUUCCAGGCUUCCAUGUUGCGAAGCCACCAAGUUCUAUACGGACUUCAUCUGUUAGGUAGAUCAAUUGGUCGUAGGAGAUGGACCGGUUUAGAUAGAAGGUCUUGAGCCGUUGCAUGCAUCGGUAAUGUAGGGGUCCCGGAUAAAUGGCUUGGAUAGAGGCAGACAGUAGGCCUAUGGUAUGAGCCAGAUUGCAUAGGAGAAUCUGGUGGGCUGAUAGCGAUUUGCAAAUGUCUUUCUUUAUAGCCUUGACCUUUUGUAGAAGGUAGUUGUAAAAUUACCUGUACAGAGUCUAUUAAGAAUCCGAGAAACUGAACCUUCUGUAAUAAGGCCGCCGUCAUGUCCGUGUGUUGACGUAAAAGAUCUGGAUCUUGAGCCAUUAACAGGAUGUCGUCCAAAUAUACAAUGGAACGAAUCCUCUGUGAUCGAAUUAGCGCCAUCACUGGUUUCAUCAGCUUUGUGAAACCCCAUGGUGCGGAACAAAGAACGAACGGGAGGCAUGUGAACUGCCAAAUUUCUUCUUGCCAGAGGACUUGAAGAAAAGCCCGAUGGUUGUGGGUGACAGGGACAGUGAGAUAUGCGUCCUUGAGAUCGAAUCUGGAGAACCAGUCUCCCACACAAAGGAGGUCCCUGAGAAGAUGGAUGCCCUCCAUUUUGAAAUGACGAUAUCUGACAUAGUGAUUUAGGUCUUUCAAAUUGAUUAUUGGACGCAGGUCUCCAGAUUUUUUUUUUUGUGGACCAGAAAAAUAUUGCUUAGAAAAGUAUGUGGGAAGGGUGAUCUUUCUAUCGCCCCUUUUUCCACCAGUUUGUUCAAUUCUUUGUGUAAUGCCAGGUUGUCUGUUGCAGACAUCCGAAAUGGUGUAGGUGGUGCGUCCUGGAAGGGAAUGGAAAGGAAAUCUAUUUUGAACCCCUUGACUGUGUGUAGGAUCCAUAGAUCCUGUGAAAGCAGUUCCCACUGUUUGGAAAAAAUGGGUUAGUAGACCUGCUAUAGGUACAUUGAAAAAAGAAAGGUUUAUUACCUGGAGGAGUGCGUUCGCGUAAGGAGUCUGAUCCACGUCCCCUGAUGGAUCCUCUAUUGGUGAAUAACUGCCUGUGGUUUUCUGAGGGACGAGGCCUGUAGCCUGUGAAGGCAGCUUUGCUGUUCGUUCGGCCUCUAUAACGUCCAGCUCUCCCAGAAAAACGACUUGACUGGGAGCGAAAUACACUGCAUAAGGAGGAUUGGGCCUUGUUUAAGUUAGUAAAUACCGCUACUUGUUUGGACAGAUCUCUCAUGAAAGAGUCCCCGAAUAACAAGCCAUUGGCUUCUGGUCCCAGUUCUUGGGAGCUUAAGUCUGCUAAUUUAGCAUCGCGUUUAAGUAGUGCCGCCCUACGUGUCUCAGUGGAUAUAGCCACAUUUGCAUUGCCCAGGAAGCAUAGGGCUCUUUGGGCCCAUUCUCGGACUGUGUGAGGGUCAAACUCCCCACUAGUUAUAGCUUCGUCAGCUAGGAUGAAAAUUUGGAUGAUGGGACCAGCGAUAUCCAGGAGUUUGUCCUGGGUUGUUUUAAGACCCUGCUCAAUCCCUUGCGAAGGUCUUUUCCUGUUUUAGUGAGGAAGGUCACAAAUAGCAGGUCAAAUUCUGGUGGGAGAGCCACUUUACUUGGUAUAGUUGGCCGAGGGCAUUCGGCUCUGAGUUUAGCCCUUAUUUCUUUUUCAAGGGGCUUACGCAGCCAAAUCUUGCAAAAUUUUGAGAUGUGGUCGGGUGGGGCCCAUUUGGCCGAACGUGGGUGUCUGAUGACACCUAGGGUCGAAAAAAGGAACACUCGAGACAUCCAGAAGGGUGUCUGAAUCGGGUCCCUUAGUUAUAGAAAUAUUGGUAUCUGUAAAUGAAAGUUUCCUUGACAAAUUCUGAUGUAGAAUUCCCUAGCGCAUUCGCCGAGGGCUCCUCAUCAGAAUAGCCGAGGUUAUAGUCCUCUACCCCAUCGCCCGUGUUUGAUGUAGAAUCCUCUAAGGGGUCGAAAGUAGCUUGGGUGGGGCGAGUGACAGACAAUUUUUGAGACUUGGCCGAAGCCUUGCCCUUGCCCUGAAGGUUGGGAAUUCUCUGAAUCAGAGGGUAGACGUAUAUUAGGGUUUACUUCGGUUGAAGUCUUCUCAUGGAAGGCUGCUAACGCCUUGGGGAUGGAUUCGGCAAUGGUUGAGACGAGCCAGGCUCUAAGUUCUUGAGAGAUUGUGGGCUCAGUAUUAUCAGACAUGGUAGGUCUAUUAAUUGUGAGCUGACAGUAGUGAAGCAAAGGAAGUAUUGAGUGGGGUUCACCCAGCAGUACUUGGUAAAUUAUAAAUGGGGGUCUCCCAAAAGGUGUUUUGAUUUAAUUCGCAAGGUUGGCACACAACUAUUCAGUGGGCUUAACCACUAAAACAUAUAAGUGGGUUUACCACUAUUCAAAUACCAAGUGGGGCUAGCCCCUUAAUUCAAACAGACACUGGUUGUGUCAACAAUUAUUAUAAAUCAAUUGAGGGGUCACCUAAGUAAUGUAUAUGUAUACAGAAAGUGGGGGUCACCCACUGAAGUAGUGUGUUAAAAACACUUUAAUAAAUUAAAUAGUACCAAUAAUUCAAAGGUGGGGGUCACCCACAACAAUCAAUAAAAGGUGAAUCAAAGAAAAAUAGUGGGGGUCACCCACAAGGCCCUCCUUUAUUUAAAAUAAAAUACAGCAGGUAGGUAUUUCACAGUGUGUCUGUUAAUAAAAAAACAGAUGAACAAAAAAUAUAAGUAACUGUAGUAAAAGGUUAGCACAAGAUGUGUGCUAAAACAUUGAAGUAAAUUAAGUACUUACCAGAUCGUUGAAGUAAGGAGGAGAAUUUCGGCUAUGUAGCUGCAGAAAAAAACGCGGGUAUAAACGAGCGAAAAUGGCAGCCGCUUAUGCAAAUGGACUGAAAGAAGAGCGCGUCAAUUAGCCUCAGAUGCGAGAGGACGGGGAGCAGAGAAAAGGGCGCGAAGAGACUGAGCCGCGGACUCCUGGUCACAGUCGAGGUGAAGCCGCGGCCGCAAAUAUAAUAAAAAUCGCGGGGAGACAAGCCUCCGUCAAUUUAAAGGAAUACCCACUAUGAAUUAAUUAAAAGAUUUAGCUCAAAAAACACAGAAGUGAAACAUACAUGCUGGGUACAAUUGUGGGAGUACUAUCCAAAUAAAGUAGUGUUAUGAAUUUAAAUGAGUAUGCAUGUUCGGUGUAACAUUUACCAGAGAAAAAUAAUUUUAGUGAUAGGAUGUAUAGUGCUAUAAAAACUACCAAAUUAAGUAGAACAUUUGUUCAAAUAUUGCAUUAAAAGGCAAAAACCAAAAGCAAUAUAAUUGGAACAGACUCACCUGGGAGGCAAGCAGCAAAGAAAGAGGAUAUGGGAGGAGUUUGAUGACAUCAUAUAAUACUGUUCUACAUUCUGGUUGAAUUAUUUUUACAUUAUUGUUAAUUAUUUCUUUGCUGCUGGGAGGUUCAGUAAAGAAAGAUAAAGCAAAUAUGAAGCCUCCUGUCUUGCCAUAAAAUUCUCAAUCACUCUCUCUCCUCUGGCAUAUUUCCAUCGCCCUUCAAACAUGCAACUGUAACCCUAAUUCUAAAGAAGCCCAACCUUGACCCUAACUCCCCGUCCAACUACCGUCCUAUCUCGCUACUGCCUUUUGCAUCGAAGAUCCUUGAAAGAGUUGUGUAUGUGAGAUUGACAGACUUCCUCGAGUCCAACUCUCUGCUAGACCUGCUUCAGUCUGGUUUCUGCUAAGCACUCUGUUGAAACAGCUGUGACCAAAGUAUACAAUGAUCUAUUCGCUGUAAAUUCUCCUUCACCUGUCUGCAGCUUUUGACACUGUUGAUCAUCAACAGCUUCUUCUCAUCCUCCGCAAUAUCGGUCUACAAGAUAUUGCUCUCUCCUGGUGCUCCUCUCCCAGCUCUCUUUCAGUGUUUUCUUUCUCUGUCUCUGCUUCUUCUCCCCAACUCCUCGCUGUUCGUGUCCCCCAAGGUUCAGUCCUUGGUUCCCUACUGUUCUCUAUCUAUACUGCCUCCCUUGGUAAACUCAUUAGCUCCUUUUGGCUUCCAAUAUCAUUUCCAGGCGCCAAAGAAAAAGUUAUCUGCGUUCUCUCCUAAAUCCUUUUUGUAAAUCCUUUUGUAAAUUUAAACAAAUGGAGGUUAUUUAGUUACUCCAAUGGCCAUUGGAGGGAAUAUUUUUUAUAUACACCCCUAUAUACUUAUUAACUCUUAAUCGGGAACACAUAGGAUGGGCGGCAGCAUUGUAACAUAGCUAUGUACAAAAAGUGAAUACAAAUACAAAAAGACAAGUCCUUCGCUCACUCCCGGGCGGCAGCAACGACCACAGUACACAUCAGCCCCAAUACAUACAGUAAAAACCAAAGAAAGUUACCUGCGCUCUCUCCUAAAUCCCUAUGUAUAUUUAAACAAAUGUUACAAUGCUGCCGCCCAUCCAAUGUGUUCCCUACUAAUGGUUAAUAAGUAUAUAGGGGUGUAUAUUAAAAAUACCCAUCUCUGUCUCAUUAGAGAUAUAUUUGCCAGAGGCUCAAGGAAGCUAGGUGAAAGGUCAGCAUAGGACCCACAUGAGUGGGUUUGCCUUGACGGGGCAGGCGGGCAUUCCCUGCAAUGGCCAUUGGAGUAACUAAAUAACCUCCAUUUGUUUAAAUAUACAUAGGGGUUUAGGCGCUGGUAACCUUUUUCUUUGGUGUUUACUGUAUGUAUUGGGGCUGAUUUGUACUAUGGUCGUUGCCGCCCAGGAGUGAUGGGAGUGAGUGCAGGACUUGUCUUUUUGUAUUUGUAAUCAUUUCUAUGUGGAUGACACGCAAAUCUCUGUCCUCUCCUGAUGUCUCUCUGUCCCUCUUGACUAAUGUCUCUGACUGCCUCUCUGCUAUUUCUAACUGGAUGGCUGCCUUAAACCCAACUUGACCAAAACUGAAAUUCUGGUCUUUCCUCCCUCAAGUGUUGCUACUCCUGUGUCUGUCUCCCUCAAAGUCAAUGGUGCUACUAUCAGCUCCACCAUGCAGGCUUGCUGCCUAGGUGUUCUCCGACCUUUCCUUCACGCCUCAUGUUCAGUCUAUCACCAAAUCCUGCCGAUUCCAUCUCAAAAACAUUGUGCGCAGAUGCGACUAAGGUGCCUGUCCAUUUCACUGUCCUUUCUCGCCUUGACUACUGUAAUCCGCUUCUUAGUGGUCUUACAUGCUCCCAACUUGCACCGUUACAGUCCAUAAUGAAUGCAAUGGCGAGGCUCAUCUUCCUGUCCUUCUGCACAUCCCACGCCUCACCCUUCUGUCAGUCCCUAAAUUGGCUUCCUGUAAGAUAAAGAGCUCAAUUUAAAAUUCUGGUUCUUGUUUUCAAAUCUCUACAUAAUGCUGCUUCCACAUAUCUGUCCUCCCUAAUACCCAAGUAUGUCCCGUCUAGGCUAGGAAUCGACCAAUAGUGAUUUAUUUAUUUUUUUGAGCCGAGACCGAUAUUCUGUGAACUUUCAGGCCGAUAGCCGAUAUUCUGUACAUUUACCAUUUUGUAAAAUAAAAACUAUUUCUAAAGGUAAAGGCACAAAAUAUACAUGCCAUGUGUAGUGGAUGCAGUGUGUUUAGACAGGGGAGCUGUGUGUUUAUGUGUAGUGGAUGCAGUGGAUGUAGUGUGUGUUUGUGUAGUGUGCGUUGUGGAUGCAGUGUGUAUUGGUGUAGUGUGUGUAUAUAAUGAAAGCAGAGUGUGUAGUGUGUGGGUAGUGUGCAUAAAGUGAAUGCUGUAUAUACUAAAUGCAAAGUGUGUUUGUGUAGUGUGUGUGUGUGUGUAUAUAAUGAAUGCAGAGUGUGUGUGUAUAGUGAAUGUAGUAUGUUUAUAAAAUGCAGUGUGUGUAUAUAAUGCAGUGUGUGUGUGUGUGUGUGUGUUUGUAUAGUGUGUGUAUAUAAUGCAGUGUGUUUGUGUAAUGUGCAUUAUAUAAACACACUGCUCAAACACACUGCAUUAUAUACACACACUAUGCAAACACACUGCAUUAUAUACAUUGUUUGUGUAGUAUGUGUAUAUAAUGCAGUGUGUUUGCAUAGUGUGUGAGGGGGCAUUUUUUAUACUAUUAUUAAUUAUUUUUGUUGUCCCCCCGUCCCUGCUUGUUGCCUGGCCAUGGAGAGGGGAUAUAAUAUUCUCUGGUGGUCCAGUGGCAUUGGCUGAGCAGUGCGGGGGCCGGCAGCAAGUGUUUACUUGCCUCCCAACAGCUCCUCCAGCUCCCCAGUGUAAGUCUCGCGGCCAGCGUGCCGUGGUAACCCGUGGCAACGCUCUGACGGCCGCGGGUCUCGCGUGACUUACACUGGGGAGCUGGAGGAGCUGCUGGGAGGUAAGUAAACGCUUGCUGCCGGCCCCCCCAGGACCGGGCUUGUAAUGGGCCCGCGGUCUUGUUAUAUAUUAUCGGCAAUAUCGGUAUCUGAAUUGGCCGAUACCGAUAUUGACGAAAAUACAGAUUAUCGUAAAACCGAUAAUCGGUUGAUCCCUAGUCUUGGUCCUUACACCCUGCUGAAGACUUACAUCUAUCUUCUGUCCAUACUCCCACCUCUGAUGCACGCCUUCAAGGCUUCUCGAGGUCUUUACCGUUCCACUCACUUUCCUCCUUAGAUGCUCACCCAAUCUGCAUUCCUUCAAAAAAAUCAUUAAAAAAAACUGUUAAUAGCUCCCGACUGAUUCCUCUCUUGCAACUGUCAUUAGUCUUAUACUACUAUCCUUACCUUUUGUGUCACUUUACCCCACUCCCUCUAGCAUGUAAGCUCUUUGAGCAGGGCCCUCGACCCCUCUGUGCCCAACUUGUCUGGUUACAACUACAUGUUUGUUCGUCGACCCACUGUAAAGCGCUGUGGAAUUUGUUGGAGCUAUAUAAAUAAUAUCAUAAUAAUAAGGACACAAGUGUAACAAAUAUAAGAAUAUAGUGUUUAUGAUCGUGCACAUAUCACCGAUUAAUCAAAUACCAUGACGAUAUAUAUAUGUGCACAUUAGUAACGGAUCUAUCUGGAUAAUCUGUUAUUUAAACAUUUAUAGGAGACCUAUCAGAAAACAAUAUAAAUCAAGGUCAACAUAAUAAUACACCUUUGGGGGGGGAUUUAAAAAAAAAAAAAAAGUAUUCUUUUAUUCAAUUAUUAAUUAGAUCUUACAUGACUGUAAAGUAAAGAUCAGUAUAUGAGAAAUGAUUUCCAAUAUCAAAAAUAUUUCAGUUUUACUCCCUUUAAAAUGUCAUCUGGAUGUUAUUAGGGAAACCUGAAAUGUUGGCUAGAAUCAAUUAAACCAUUUCCACCUUUUUGCUGAUUACAUUAUUGUAAUUCUUCCAACUAUUUGAUUAUAUGGUUUUGCAGUGAUGACCAGGGUUUUCUGUUAACUGCUUUUAUUGCAAUUGCUAUUGCUUGGGCUUUUAAUUGGAUAAAGUUUGUCUUUUGUAUCCGUGUGUCUCAAAUAAAUGCAAUUAAUGUCUCCCCUCCAGGCCAUUUAGGAAACAUGACGUGGAUUAUUGAAUACAGUUCGAUUAAAUUUGGUUUUCCCAGAUGCUGUUUUUUUUUUUUUUUUCUACAAGUGAAUUCACCAUUAAUUUUAUUGUACUGCACAUGUUUGGAAAUGCGUUUUUGCAAAUUUUCAGUUUAAAAAAAAAAAAAGCAAUGAGUUUUCAAGGGCACAGCUAUUCAACAAUUGGAUGUAGUUUGAAUAAACUUCCCAAAUACCUGUUAGGGAAGAAAACAAAUAUACAACACAUACUCUGUUCCUAUGUGCUUGUUAAUGCACAUAGGUAAAGUUUAAAUCACAUGACUGCAGUUUAGUUUGUAAAGCCCAUGUGGCCAAAAAGUUUAGUAGUUUUACCAAACAAUGGAGUGGGAAAGAUGCAUAAUCUAUGACUGCUGUGUGAUAGUUUUAAAGUGCAUGCUUUUUAUUCUUCGUUUUGUUUCCAGUAAAAUAAAUACAAGUCAUGCAUACAGUUACAAAAGUCAGCCUUUCUUUUGAAAAGACUUUUAAAUUUUUUUUUGUUUUUUUUUCUCAGUUCUAUAAUAGAGCCCCGGUGUUCCACCGCAGCUGGUACUCCAUAUUUUUUUUUUUUUUUUAAUUCUUUGUGAAUGAGCAAUCCACAGUACUAUAUUUGCCUCCUGUCAGAACUGGGCAGUUUUGGAUAGGAAAAUAAAGGUUUUCCAGGUGCAUACUCACCACAGACUCUGUCGACUGGUUGAUUUGUACUUUCCAAGUUGUUCAUAGCAUAAGAAGAAACUGCUUCUUAAUUUAAUUGAAAUCUUUAUUAUGUUCGCGUAUGGAAGGCUAACACGUAGGGCAAGAUUGAGGCUGCAACAUGUAACCAGAUGUAAAAAUGAAUGCAACCAAAUUUAACAAAGGUAUGGGGAAAAACAGGAUACUUAUAGGGAGGAUUAUGCAGUUACAUCAAUUCAAUAGAUCUGUAUGUUCCUGGAGACUCACCUCUUGGGGAAACCAUCCCUGGAAAUCAUCAAAGAGUAUUAAUUUACUUUCUUGACUAGGAGAGUCUAAUUAUGUUCUCUCCUUAAACAAUAUACACUGAUCAGCCACAACAUUAAAACCACCUGCCCAAUAUCAUGUAGGUCCCCUUGUGCGGCCAAAACCGCUCUGAUACAUCAAGACAUGGACUCCAUAAGACCGCGGAACGUAUUAUGUGGUAUCUGGUUCCAAGACAUUAGCAGAAGAUCCUUUAAGUUCUGCAAGUGGUGAGGUGGGGCCUCCAUGGAUUGGAUUUAUUGUUCCAGCACAUCCCACAGAUGCUCAAUCAGACCAAGAUCUGGGGAAUUUGGAGUCCAAAUCCAGUAACUUCUUUAACAAUAUGCACAUAUAUAGAAUAUAACUCCUACAGUUUCAGAUACUCAAAUAUAACUUUUCUGUGUGUUAACAUUUUUCCUGAUGAACUUGGCAUCAGAAGUGUUUCCGUACACAAAGCUGUCACACUGGUUUAUAUAAAUCUUUUUCGAUGUACAUUUAAAUUUUAGUUAGAGAUAUUUUAUUAGUGUUGGCCUCACUAUGUUAUUUGUUUGCUUUGUAGGUGUCAUUAGAAGGAAAAAAUGCUGCCAUUAUUUACGACCCCAAGUUACAGACGUCAGAAGCGUUGCGUGAAGCUAUUGACGAUAUGGGAUUUGAAGCUCCUCCUGCUGAAACAAGUCCACAGCCUGUGCCUACUGUCAACACUUUUCUUUACUUAUCAGAGGAACAAUCUGUUGAGCAAAUACGCAACAGUCUUCUGCAGUUAAAGGGAGUCAUGGAUGUUAAGACUUCACUUGAAGAGAAAGUGGCUAGAGUCACAUUUAUACCUAGUACUAUAAGCACUGAAGUCAUGGUUCAAAAAUAUCCAGGACUGUCUUUACAACCUAUAUUCCCAAAGAAAAUAUCUUCAGGUUCUGAUGUUCAGGUGAAAAUGAAGAUAGAAGGAAUGACUUGCCAUUCUUGCACCAGCACUAUUGAAGGCAAGAUUGGCAAACUGAAUGGAAUACUGAGAAUUAAAGGUAGAAUUGCAAAUUUUAAAGUAUUUCUCCCCCCCCCUUUUUUUUUUUUAUUCCCCCUGUAGGAUUAUAUUAAAUACAUGGGCUGUGUAUAUUUAAAAAAAAUGUAUUUAAAAGCAGUUUGCAAUUGUAGUUUUAUCAUUAUUUUGGGUUACAUAUCAGUAUUAUGUAAUAAAAAGUACCAGUUUGCAUUGCUACAGAGUGAGUCAAAAGUCAGGAACUGCCCUAAUACCUGGUUUAUAGAUCAUAUUGUUCAUAGUCACUUCUUGACUUCAUAAAUCUCCCAGUGGACAUAUAGUGAUAGAUAAGUAGUAAUAUACUUUUAUACCGUUUGUUUUAUUUUUGUUUGGGGGGGGUGUUUGUGAGGUUUGUUUUUAGGAUUAUAUUUUUGUGAAAGGAAAUCCUUGUUAGCCUUGAUUAAUCAUCCUUGUAUUAACGCAGAGCUAUUGAACAGACUUGUGAUCUAUAAGGAUAAUGUUCCCACCCAAUCACCCUAAAUGUUUAAAGUAAUUGGAGAAAUUAAUGUAAUCCAUAUAUUUAUCAAGGUCUACGAAAACAAAAAUUAAUGACAAAUUACCUUAAGUAACAAAAAGGUAGACCAAAUAACAAGAGGGGGAUUCUGUGAACUGGGAUGGAAAAUAAAGUAUCAUUUUGUGCAGUGGGGGAAAUAAUUUUGUAUUUUCUAUACUAUAGUGCUCACAGUACAAUUAAGCCCUAAACUCUCCCUGAAGCCCUCCUACACUAGAAGUGUAUAUGGAAAAAUUCAGUCUCCUUUACAGUGCUGUAGGUGUGAGUAAGCCUGGGGACUGACCAGAGCACUGAUUGAGAACUGAACCCUUAUGCUGCAUCAGGACAUGUGCUUGAUAACUUGGGAUGUCAAGUGUAUUUUUCUUUUAAAUUAUAAUUUUUUAUUAUUUAUUUUAUUCUUUUAAAUUAUUAUUUCCAACUGCAAGUUUGGUAUGGAAAGAUGACUUUAUACACACAUGUAUUAAGUAGUGUGUUCUACAAAAGAUUUAAUAUUUAAACAUAUCUUUGCUCAAGAAAUGUAGCCACAGUACACAUAAAAAAAACAAAACAAAAAAACACCUUAGCAGGGAAAAAAAAAAAGUUAAGUUGUGGAGCAUAGUAGUAAUAAUAAUAAUAAUAAUAAUAAUAAUAAAAAAAUAGGAUCUUUCACUCUCUGGUAUUCCUCCACCUCUCUUCAAACUCGUGAUUGUGGAUUAACAAAAACGGGCCUUUCCCGUGCAGUCUUAAUAUUUGCUUUACUUUCUUUACUGCAUCUCCAUAGCAGCAAAGCAUAUAAACAUUAACCAAUCACAAACAAGAUAUAAAAAGCCUCCUCACAGUACAUAAAUGCCUCUUUCUUUGCAUGCUCCAUACCAGCUAACAGGUCUGCUUACUCGGUAUAUAUAUUUUUCCUUCUUAUUUAUUAAAGUAUUAGAGUUGAUUAAUUUUGUUUAUAAAAUGAUGUUAAUGAUGCCAUUCUUCACUUCCUUCUAGUUUCCCCCCCUUGGUAUAUUUGGUGGCUUCCACCAGAGCUUAUAUUUGUGGUCUGGGAGACUUUAUCCGGUGGUCGGCACCGCAUUUGUCAUGACAUUGUCGCUUGUUUCUGCCCAAUGGUUAAGUCCCCUUGCUCUCCUGGGUUGUCCUACACUAAAGCAUGGUAGGCCUUACCACGCGUCAUGCGACAGCCAUUUUGCAUACACUAGUGCGGUAGCCAAUUUAUUUGAGCCGCAAGCACUUAUACUAGCGAGACAGCCAUAUGUGCAGUUUGUUUGCUGACCCUCCAUGCACAAAUACAGGGAGGGCAAAUUGCAACAUUAAACCUAAUAUGUAGUAUAGUAGCAGGGUUGCCCUACAAGUUCCUACAACUGUGGUCGCAUCAGUCCAUCUUGUAUCAUGGCCUAUAUAUUGACACUAAUCCCUGCUCAACAACAGGGGUGAGCCCCCUCCACUCUAAUGCUGUUAUUGAAGUGUCUAUCACUACAGGCUUACCUCACGCAAAACAACAAGGUGAGACUCUGCACAUUUAUAGGUUAUAUCAGACUAAUUUAAUGCCAGAUUUGCUCUGGUGGCCUGCUGCCUUUUGUGCCCCCAAUAUUAGUUCCUUCCUGACCACCCCUAUUGGUGUCACUCUAUGCACCCCAUUUGUCACCUCCAAUUGA